AUGACCUCCACUCGCCUUGUUGAUUCCUUCUCCGAUACCGACACUGUUCUCUCUGAUCCACCCACGGAUCUCGAUGAUAUGGCAAGUGGACAGGACAUUGACAGAAUGUCGCUUUCUGGUCGGGGACGAAGCCUGGAGCGCAGGUCCAUUUCCCGCUCAUACCGUUCUGACGACUCCAUGACCGAUGCCUUCGGUAUUGACGACGACUGCAACUGGUAUCCGCAAAAGAAGCCUAGAUUAUCUCGUCACGUCCGCAGCAAGUUCGAAGGUGUGCCAACUGAAAUCCUCAACAAGAUUGUGUCCUUCUUACCCGAUGAUCGAGAUCUCUUCAGCUUAAUGUGUGCCUGUAAGACCUUCGCGCAGGCUUUCAACUCAUCUCAGUCGGCAAUUUGGCGCCAGCGCUUCGAAUCUAUCUUCGAUUGGCCAUUCAUCGAUCACGCGACAGACUUUGCAUCGGCGUAUCAGCUGCGGAAAUUCGUGCUCAAGCAUUUCGUCGAGUUUACCGACCCUGACGACGAAAGGUUACUGAUUCAACUGGAGGUUCUGAGGGAUAUGGUAUUAGAGGCCUACAAUCAACCACCGCAGUACCUUCCUCGGCGGUCGACGUCUCUCAAUCUUGCGGCACUUACAUCUGAUAACUCACCAUGGAUACAAGUGUUUCUGUCCUGUCCUUUCUUCCCGAGUCCUUACGAACGAUACGGUCAAAGAUUUCCAGCUUUCGACGCUCUCUCAGUUUGUUUAUCUCAUCUUCUGUUGUCACCGGCGUCUCGAUUGGCCUACACUGUGAAAUCAUCAAGGACGAACUACGAUCUGGCCAUCGUAUACAAUUGGGAUACUCCCCUAUCUCUUUUAUAUCGCAAACUAGAGAGGCAGAAUGAAAAGGUAACACAGGUCAUGUCCAAGGUGCGCAUUAAACGGUAUGGCGGCAGACUCCACAGACGAUCUCACACUGGCAAUCCGACGUACGAACUCGACACCUAUACGCUCCUUCACAUCCGCAACUUCUGGCACCGUCAUCUAAUCCAAACAGUGAAAGGAUUUGGAUCGACGGAUAUUACCGAGAAUACAUAUGCAAAAAUGGCAAAGGAGUUGAUGCGCUAUGGUAUCACUCCUACGCAGUGGGAUAGGCCUCUUACGGAAGGUUCAUUAUUAGAGAUUCCCACAGAGUGGUACGGACACUAUUCUACGCUAGGUAGUAACUGGCCAAGGAAGCGGCAAGAGCUGGAGGAAGUACAGAGCCUGGCCGAAGACUGGCAGGAGGUUGAUCCUCUGAAACUUGAUUUUGCCAUCUCCCGAGACAACGACGUCGAUGGCUUCUGGUCGCCCAUUUUCAAAAACAUCCCGGCUUUUCAAAAGGCAAUCCCCGAGUCCACCCAGUGCGUAUUCAUCCGAGGCCUCGCGCCCUUUGUCCAGCUAUCAUCUAGCGAUUCUAGGAGAGGACUCGACUCAGCUUCACGACCCGACUUAGCUUCACAAGCUACACUCACGCUUCCCACAGCGCCACGAUUACCCAAAUAUCACCCCUACCUAGCCCUUCGUCUUCGUGGUGUUAUACACUCCAUCCCCCAACCACAGGCAAACGACAAGGUGAAGACAGAUCACAGCAUACCGGGAUUUAACCAUAUUAUUAUGAUCCUCUACAAACCCACCAAAAGGUACCUGAUCCAAGUGCUUGAACAUGCCGAGGAAGAGUACGGCGACACCUUUACUACACAAAUAGUGCAGAAUAGCACAGGUUCGACUCUCGACCCAGCUGAGAUCGACGCUAGGCUCGACCAGUAUCUUCGCUCCAAACUCGUGUCGAACCCUCUCUGGCGAGAUGGCUCUAAGCUCGACAAGGACGCGAUCGAGGAGAUGGAGGAGAAAUUCCGGCUUAGCGAGUAUUUGGACUGGACCGACAUCGACUAUGCCUAUGCGUACAACGGUGCUAUCAUUCCCGGCGGAAAGAUAAUGAUGGGGAGGUUUUAUAGGAUCUCAAUGUUAGGGGACGGCGAUGGCUUGGAAUGGAGCGAUAGUUUGGGGGCGUUGGACGAGGAUGGUGAUGCGGCUGCGGCAGAUGGAGGUGCAUAUGGAGAUCCUAUGGAUCUGGACGAGGUGGGAGGUGGCGAUGGACAAGGACAGAAUGAGGCUGGGAAUCCGAAUUCCGCAUCGGAGAUGACGAGGGAUGCGACGAGUCGGCACAAAAAGCGAGAGCGAGGACCCUUUAUUUUCUGGUGCCGAGAACAAAAACGACAGCAGGAAACGAGAGCACACACGGCCAAGAGUGAAGGCUGA
Fonsecaea multimorphosa CBS 102226 is the source of this 2274-nucleotide messenger RNA. RefSeq lists its product as uncharacterized. Gene Ontology annotation, molecular function: protein binding. The record is from RefSeq and is a predicted model, not a curated record. Lineage: Eukaryota; Fungi; Ascomycota; Eurotiomycetes; Chaetothyriales; Herpotrichiellaceae. The transcript is spliced from 4 exons. Bases 1 to 2274 code for a protein of 757 amino acids.